UUUUUGUUUCUGAUUUCAUUCAUUUUCACAAGAUUUGAUACAAAAAUGAGAGUUUUCUCAGUUACACAGACUUUUCCAAAGUGGUGUCCUUUACCGAGGGGGGGAUUUUCAAUCACUAAAAGGACUCAAAUAUGCUUUCCUCGACAGCUCUUAAUCUUUCAAGCAAAGUCUGAAACUUGUUUUGAUACAUACCAACUUUGUAGUGGAAAAGCAGCUGAAUACCAGGUGGACGAGUUACAGAAUUUUAGGAUGGUUCCUUCAGCUGUGUUAACAUCAGAAAAAGAAGAAGCUAAAGCUUUUUUAACAUUGUUCUUGAAAAAUCAAGGAUUGAGUAGUUCCGUUGCUGCAAGGACAAUCAAUAAGUCGGACCAUUUCAUUGACCAUCUUGUAUCAAGGCUCCACUCUGUUCAUAAAACUUGGUAUCUAGUAGGAAGAGAGCUUACCACGCUGGAGAUAAGGGAUGCACUUACCCCCUACCUUGAAUUUCUCCUUGUAGAACACGACAGCGUUCUUGUUGAUGUUGUGGAAAAUUUUCCGAACCCGCCUCGUAAAGGACGGAAAGUUACCCAGGUUGCUCUGGCAAACCCAACUCUAGACACCAAGAAAAUUAAAGCCAUGGCUCGAGUAAGCGAGGUAGGUCCUAGUGGUCAGCUUCCCCCACAUAUACUUUACCUUAUAGAGCUUGGCAUGGAUGUUGGCCAAAUCAAAGCUAUAACACGAAAAUUCCCAGCUUUUGCCUACUACAGCUUGGAGGGGAAAAUCAAACCUAUCGUGGAGUUCCUUCUUGACCUCGGAAUACCCCAAUCAGGGAUCCCCACCAUUCUCCACAAAAGACCUCAAUUGUGCGGCAUCAGCCUCUCUGAAAACAUUAUACCCACCAUGAGUUACUUAGAGAAGUUAGGUCUGGACAAGAAACAAUGGGCUAAAGUGAUUCACAGGUUUCCAGCAUUGCUCACAUAUAGCAGACAAAAGGUGAAAGGAUCGGUUGAUUAUAUGUACGAGUUGGGUCUCUCCGCAGAGAGUAUAGGGAAGAUUCUGACACGUUGUCCCCACAUUAUAAGUUACAGUGUUGAUGAAAAACUACGUCCAACAGCUGAGUACUUCCGCGCAAUGGGAGUGGAUGUUGCUGUUCUGUUCCACCGAUCUCCACAGACGUUUGGCCUAAGUAUUGAUGCUAAUUUGAAACCUGUAACAGAAAUUUUUUUAGAAAGAGGAUUCACUAUAGAGGAGAUUGGGGCGAUGAUUUCACGGUAUGGAGCUUUGUACACCUUCAGUUUAACAGAGAAUUUGAUACUGAAAUGGAAUUUCUUUCUAACCAUGGAUUAUCCGAAAUCAGAACUGAUUAAAUUUCCUCAGUACUUCGGUUAUAGUUUGGAGGAGAGAAUUAAGCCAAGGUACGCUCAAGUGAGAGAUAGUGGGGUGAAGUUGGUUCUGAACCAGGUUUUAUUUAUCUCAGGUAGUGAAUUCGAGAAAUUAAUGAAGAGAAAAAUAAAGAAACUGACUGAUAGUAAACAAGUUCCUGUAGAUAUAGAAUACCCAGAUUAUGCUGGUUCAGACAUGGAACGACAGCUGAAGCUAUAGUCUGCAACUGUAAAUACCCAUACUGUAUAUGAUACUCAUGCCAAACUAAAUGGUGGUCGCGUCUGUCUUUCUCAAUACAAUUCAGGUCGAGUCUGUCUUUCUCAGUACAAUUCAUCCUGUAUGUAGAUGAUCAUAAAUUUGUGAUACUUCUUAUAAUGGAACACUGUUUCAUUAUUAUUUUUUGCGAA
Papaver somniferum (opium poppy) is the source of this 1769-nucleotide messenger RNA. Its product is annotated as transcription termination factor MTERF5, chloroplastic-like. Gene Ontology annotation, biological process: regulation of DNA-templated transcription. The record is from RefSeq and is a predicted model, not a curated record. Gene Ontology annotation, molecular function: double-stranded DNA binding. The coding region runs from base 46 to 1581 and encodes 511 amino acids. The transcript is spliced from 4 exons. NCBI's taxonomy places the organism in Eukaryota, Viridiplantae, Streptophyta, Magnoliopsida, Ranunculales, Papaveraceae.